Aphanomyces invadans is the source of this 1182-nucleotide messenger RNA. RefSeq lists its product as hypothetical. The record is from RefSeq and is a predicted model, not a curated record. The transcript has a single exon. NCBI's taxonomy places the organism in Eukaryota, Oomycota, Saprolegniomycetes, Saprolegniales, Verrucalvaceae. Bases 76 to 1035 code for a protein of 319 amino acids.
GGCAAGUAACACACGGUAACAUACAUCCGCCAGACACGGACCGGCCGAACGGGGUGCCGCACACAGUUCUUCUCGAUGUCGUUCAACGCAGGCGCCAAGACGUCGCUGCUGCAAUACCCGACCAGCAACAGGAUAUGCGGCGACUCGACACGAAGGCGCAUGAUGAUGCGCAGUGGACUCAGGCCGAGCAAACUGCCCGUGGACUCGGCGCGGUCCUUGCCCUGCACGUCGACACAGCGACCACAGACGAUGCCACCUUCGCAUGGAGGCUCGAGCUAUCACCAAUUUCAUUCCGAUCAUGCCACCCGCACGCUAGAUCGAGCCGAGAUGACCCCGAAGGCGGCAUCAUUUGGUCCACCUGCCCGGAGCGUGCAUUCUUCGUCGUCAACCUACACCCCUACUUCGCAGAGCACAAACCCCCAAGUCGACGCUCGAUCGAAUCAACUGUACCAGCACACUGCACAGUCUAUGGAACGUCCUGUGUCCCGCCAGUCACAACCGACCCAACCCCGCUCCAUUCACCAAAAUUCACAGCAUCGUAACAUCGGCCGUCAGAGAAGCGAGCCGAUCUUGGUGCCGAAGUCGGGCACCUGCGCAACACAAUCGGGUGCACAUACGAGUCAACCUGCCCGAAAGAGGGAAGCAGUGGUUGCUUCGUCUCUUCACAAUCCAGCACACGGAUCGCCGAAGAAGGUCAUUGUCGACUACGACGAAGACGUGAUUAUCAUGGACGAGAACGAUAUCGGGAAGAACAGCCUCUUGGAUACUGAAAACAGCAGCAUCGACGACUGGGACGAUGCGUCCGAGACACUGAACAGUUUCCGCGACGCAAAUGGAAUUCGCGAGCGCGCCAAGCUCAUUCGCACGAUGUCCAAACAGCUACAUCUGCCCAAGGCCGUGGACGUGUCAGGAACCCCACCUGUCCCCACUCGCGCACCACAGCAACAACACUUGCGCAACGACAUGAUUCCCCUCCUCGCAACUCGGAUCUCUACGCCAGAACACGAGUACGCAUCUGACGAAGAAGAGUUUUGAGUUGCAAUUGCGGAUAGGAUAAUAGACCCCAUUUAUAUCAACCUCAUGUCGUUCUUCUGUGUCAAGCAGGAAUGUUUCGCCUACUUCGCCUGGUCCGCUGCCGCCACUGCAACGAUCUUCUUGUGCAGUUGGCGACACGCCUUGUAC